Sus scrofa (pig) is the source of this 3340-nucleotide messenger RNA. RefSeq names its product olfactory receptor 13D1-like. Lineage: Eukaryota; Metazoa; Chordata; Mammalia; Artiodactyla; Suidae. Gene Ontology annotation, biological process: G protein-coupled receptor signaling pathway. Gene Ontology annotation, cellular component: membrane. The record is from RefSeq and is a predicted model, not a curated record. Gene Ontology annotation, molecular function: G protein-coupled receptor activity; olfactory receptor activity.
CCACUAGGCCACCAGGGGACUCCCAAAUUCCAAUCUUAAUAUCAAAUAGAAGUAUAUCCUGACCUACACAACUUCCAACCCUCUUUGAAAUGUAUGCAAAGUAGGAUGCAGCUUGAAUUGGAUGAGAGUCCUCCUUUCCAUAGCCAAUAGAUAUGUAAGCAUUUUAUUAUGCCACUUGAUUUGUCUUACCAUAGUAAACUGGUAUUUUCAUAGAAAGCAACAAAACCUGUUGCCAAAUUACUAUCAGAGAGAAAUGGCCAGUCCUCUACCAGAUACACAGCUACUGUAUGAAAGCAUUAAGUAGAGACACAUUCAUUAGGUCAGUUUUUUUCCCCCUCUGGGAAUAUUUUUAAGCUAGGUAAAAAUACCUUGAAGAUGAAGAGGAAUUUUCAAAAUUCUGCUCAUUUACUUAUUUAUGAUAAAGAAGUACAACAUCUACUAACAUCUACUCUUUAAAUUUUUUCAAAUUAAAAUCAUUUUAUUCUUACUCUACGGUACACUACUCAGAUCUUGAGCCAAUCUCAAAAUCCUUUCUUGGCAACUAUUGACCCUAAUGGUGACCCCCUUCCUCAGCAAAUGGAAGAGGAAUGACUUUCAUAUGGACAGAAAUAAAAGGCAAACUCUUCUGCAUUUAAUUUGGUUGUUUGUAUAUCUAAAACCUAAACAAUACAACACUAAUUGCAAUACACUUCUACAAAGGUCUCAUCUCCAAGUCUCACCAAACUGUUUAGUUUUGCAUUGUCUGCUAUUUAAUUACAAUCCUACAUACAAUUGAAAUAGCAGUGGCAUGCUCCAAUGGUACCAGAGAGAGAUGGUCUGAAAGGCCAUGCUAUUCAUAUACCUGUAGACAAGCACCAUCAGCAGCAUCUAGAAACAUAUCCAUAAAUUUAGAUCUUGGAACCCACCUCAGAUCCACUGACUGAGAAUAUUUUACAAAGAUUUCCCACAUGAUUCAUCUGAAUACUAAAACUUGGAAACACUUUACUGGGUGGGUGGUUCUCUUCUUCAACUGCACAAUAGAGUCAUCUGGAGAGCUUUAUUUUUAAAAGGUGCCUUAUUUCUCCUCCUUAACUUUGGGAGGACAAUAAACAUGUAUUAAAAAAAGGAGGGGAUACAAAGUCAGAAAAUGCAGAUUUGAAUAGAAGCUUGUUCACUUACUGUGUUUUAAAAUACCUUUAUCUCUAGGAACUUUAUUUUCCUCAGAUGAUUGUAUGAUGAUAAAAUAAGUAAUAUGUGUGAGCAUAUUCGUAAAUUGUCAAAGCCUAGUCCAAUAUUAUUGUUAGUGACUGGUAUGGUAUAAAGUCAAAUAAAUAGAUUAAGAGAUUAAGCAUGCUAUUUUCAAAAUAAUGAUACUCAAAACAGGUCUGUCUUCAACUGAAUUGGAAAUAAUCAAUGUUUGCUAAAAAGCAAAGGGCUCAUCCCUGACUCAGAACUUCUACACCACAAUCUCCAAAAAUUGAACGCAGAAGUUUGUAUUUUUAAGAAACGACCAAGGUAAUUAUUGUGUGUCCUUUAUCUCCUGCCUUAUGAGCUAGAAGAGGAAUUUCAAAAGCUAAACUCACAGCUGUUAACCUACUCCAGCCAGUGCUGACAUACUUGUUGCCCCUCCCCCAAUGACAUCUUCCUUCUUAUGCUAAUACUCUAGAGACUCAUGAAACUCACAUGUAGUUUUUCUCUUCUGAAUUACUCUAGGUACGAUAAAGUAAAAUGGAAAGGACCAAUUGGACAGAGAUUGAGUUCAUUUUACAGGGACUUUCUGAGUACCCAAGAGCUGAAAAAUUCCUUUUUGUGAUAUGCUUAGUGAUGUACCUGGUAAUCCUCCUGGGGAAUAGCACCUUGAUCAUCCUCACUCUCCUGGAUGCCCGCCUUCACACCCCUAUGUACUUCUUCCUUGGUAAUCUUUCCUUCCUAGACAUUUGGUACACAUCCUCCUUUAUCCCCUCAAUGCUAAUACACUUCCUUUCAGAGAAAAAAUCCAUCUCCUUCACUAGAUGUGUUGUUCAGAUGUCUGUCUCUUACACUAUGGGGUCCACAGAGUGUGUGCUCCUAGCAGUGAUGGCAUAUGACCGUUAUGUAGCCAUCUGCAUCCCUUUGAGGUACCCCAUCAUCAUGAGCAAGGCACUAUGUAUUCAGAUGGCAGCUCUCUCCUGGGGACUUGGCUUUCUCAAUUCAUUGACAGAAACGAUUCUUGCAGUACGACUGCCCUUCUGUGGAAAAAAUGCCAUUAAUCAUUUUGUUUGUGAAAUACUGGCCUUUGUCAAGCUGGCUUGCACAGAUAUUUCCUUGAAUGAGAUUACUAUAAUGUUGGGCAAUGUCCUAUUUUUGUUUUCUCCAUUACUGUUGAUUUGUGUCUCUUACAUUUUUAUCCUUUCUACUGUACUAAGAAUCAACUCAGCGGAAGGAAGAAAAAAGGCUUUUUCCACCUGCUCAGCCCACGUAACAGUCGUGACUGUGUUUUAUGGAACAAUCCUCUUCAUGUAUAUGAAACCAAAGUCUAAAGACUCUGCUUUUGACAAACUGAUUGCCCUUUUCUAUGGAGUAGUCACACCCAUGCUCAAUCCUAUCAUCUAUAGCCUGAGGAAUACGGAGGUGCAUGGAGCUAUGAGAAAACUGAUGACUAGGCUGGUUUGGGAGGAAAGGAUGAGGAAUUUACAUCUUUGAGUUGAUGCACAAAAUAAGUUCAUAUGGGAAGCAAGGUUUUUCAUAUAAACAAAAGAAAUACAGGCUACAUGUAGAAUCACAGAAUUUAGGAGUUGGAAAGAAAUUGCAAGGUAAUAAGUAAACUUUACCUUUUAUGAAAUUAAGAUAAAAUAUAGAGACAACUAGUCUAAGAAAUAACAACAAACUUUUAGAAAUAAGAAAACAAUUGAUACUAUCUUUUACCAAGAAAAGCCAGUGCACAUGUCUAUUUAACAAGUAAAACAAAUGUUUUCACUCCCCUUUUAGGGGAGAACUAUUUUUCUUCAUGUUUUUGUGCUCAUUAUUUUGUUUUACUCAAGGGAAUUAAUCUGGCCCCAACCUAAUUUUCCAGGUACAUGGGAUUCCUUCUUUCCCUCCCUGGGUUCCCCCCAUGCCCUUUGCACAUACUGUGCUCUAUUCACUAUAUAGUUAUAUAAUUAUAUCAUGUUCUUUUUCACCUAAAAUAGCACAUGCCAUUUCAUCCCCAUUAUCACCUUUCUCCCGUGGCGGCACUGCAGCCACCUCAUUAAAGACAAUUUAAGUGUUGUAUCUUCCUGAAAAUCCUUCCAAACUUUACCCACAUUAUUUGGGUAAAUUAUUGCAAAGCAGUAUUUACAAUAGCCAAGAUAUAGGUGCCAUCUAAGUGUCCAUGGACAGAUGA